AAGCUAUGAACACACGCGCGCUGAACACAACCCUUUCCGUAAACGUCACAUUGGCGGGAAGUAGUAGCUCGUUUGUCAAAUCCAGGACGGGCAGCAUUUUAAACCAAAUUGUCUCACUUUUAUCCAGACGGAAGUGCAAGUCACUUACUGAACUAUCCGAAAUAUAAAACAACCGUUAACUUUUCAUGUAAGAUGUCUACUUCAUCUGUGUCCAAGGGCUGCUUUGUUUUUAAGCCAAGUGCAAAGAAGAAAAAGACACUCAGUUUGGCGGAUCAUUUCAUCCAUGGCUGUGAAGGUGCUGAGAACAGUGAAAAACGAUUCAAACUUUGUCAGGAUCUAUGGGACCAAAUUAAAACGGACACAGAGGUUUUACAGGAUGAGCUCAACAGGAACAUCUUGGACAGCUUGCUGGACUUCACGAGGAAGUGCUCAUCCACUCGCCAACACAGUGACUGGGCAUCACAGAUGAGGGCCAGUGAGAUUCCCACAGCGGCUCUUGUGCUUGGUGUGAAUGUCCCGGACCAUGACAUGACCUUCCAGAGCCUGUCUGACCUGCUCCAGCAGUCUGUUACUCCUUACGUGGCCUCUGUACAGGCCAAAGAGUGCGGAGCAUUGAAGCAUUUGAUAAAGAGGGUCCUGGAGAGGUUGAUGGGCACGGUUGUGACUGUAGAUGAUGAAGAAGAGGAGGAGGCUGAGCAGACCAGUGCUCAGCACCACAAGAGCGUGCACUGCUCCCUCAGUACACUCUGUGAUUGGUACAAUACAAAAACAAAGAAAUCCAACACUGGUACUCCUGGAAAGAAACGUAGUUCUCCUGUCAGAGACGGUCCACAGCAGCCUCCUGUUGUAAUUAUUUUCAAAGAUUUAGAGGCUUUCAACCCUAGAGUUCUUCAGGACUUCAUACUCAUCUGCAGCCGGUACAUUGAACGUCUUCCCCUGAUGUUCAUCUUCGGUAUCGCCACGUCACCCAGCACCAUCCAACACUUGCUGCCCCACUCUGUGUCCUCCCUGCUGUGUAUAGAGCUCUUCCAGUCCCUCUCCUGUACACAGCACCUGGCCACAGUCAUAGACAAGUUGAUCCUGACAAAGCAGUUCCCUUUUAAGCUCAACGGUAAAGUGAUGCAGGUGCUGAUCAGCAUCUUCCUCUACCACGACUUCUCAGUGAGAAAGUUUAUCAAGGGCAUUCAGCUGGCCCUGCUGGAGCACUUUCACUCUCAGCCUCUCAGUGUGCUGUGCUGUAAGAAGAAGGAGGCCCUGCUUAAUGUGAUGCAGCUCGAUCACCUCGACUUGGAGAGGAUUAGGCACCUGCUGUCGUUCAAGAGGUAUGUAGAGAAGCAGGAACCUCGGGAACAAGUGGAUCUGUUGACGGAUGACACUCAUUUAAAGGAGGUGUGUCAAAAGCUGAUAAAAGACCUUCACAAAUAUCACAAGAACUAUUAUCCCAUCCUGAGGUGUCUCCACACUCUGACCUCAUCCUUACCUCGGUACCCCCUCGGAAAACAGAUCAGAGAGCUCCAUUUAAUAUGUCUGGAGAAGAACGUAUGGGAGAGUGAGGAUUACCAGUCAGCCAUGAAGCUUCUGAAGAUGCUGGCUAAAGAUGAGCUGAUCGCUUUGCUACAGAGGUGUGCGGAGAUUCUGCAGCCUGCCAAGUCAAAGAAGAUAAAGAGCGCUCUUGUCCAGCUGGAAGACAUGCUCACCAAAUUUAAGCAGUUGGACACAGUAGCUGCUGAACCUCCCCCCACCGUGGAAGACAGCAUCACCUCUCCACUAAAGCAUCUUCAAAAGAAAACGGAUCUGGCCCAGCUGCAGAAGACGCUGCUGGAGAUGAACGAGUCUCGGAGAGCCAAGAAACUGAGUCCGUUCGAGGUUCUGCGAAAUGAAGCCCUUGAGUUCAUUGACAGCUUAGUGAAGAGUCACCUGUCUCCCCCAGAGUCUCAGGUACUGAAUGAAGUUUGCUACUACACUUCUUCCGCCACUGUGAGACGCCACCUCAACGCAACACCUCGCACCUCUAUUCAGGCUGCACUCAAUAGUCCCUUCUAUUAUCUUCAGAAUGACCGCCUAAAGACUGAGGAUGGGACUGUCUCUAAUGCUGCACCUGAUAUCUGCAUCGUGUACAAACUCCAUCUGGAGUGCGGCAGGCUGAUAAACCUUUACGACUGGCUGGAAGCCUAUGCCACUGUGGUUUCUGCUGCUGAGGGUAACGAUCCAGAUUCUGACAAUUUCGGGAAAGUGGAUGAGGUCAAACACGCUCGUUUCAUCCGAGCUGUGUCGGAGCUCGAAUUUCUGGGCUUCAUAAAGUCCACCAAGCAGAAGACUGACCACGUGGCUCGACUCACCUGGGGAGGCUGCUGACCGGACCCAAAAAGAAACCAUGCACACGUCUUUAACAUACACUUGUGGCUGCAGCCUCCCUUCAUUUAAGCUCUUAUCGAACUUGACUUGGAUUGAUAUUUUCCCCCUCUAAUAAAACAUGGCAGUAGUGUCUGAUAAUCA
Molecule: messenger RNA, 2496 nt
Organism: Sander lucioperca (pikeperch)
Lineage: Eukaryota; Metazoa; Chordata; Actinopteri; Perciformes; Percidae
Gene: orc3
Product: origin recognition complex, subunit 3
Exons: 20
Coding region: 193-2355 (720 amino acids)
Biological process (GO): DNA replication; DNA replication initiation
Cellular component (GO): nuclear pre-replicative complex; DNA replication preinitiation complex; nuclear origin of replication recognition complex
Molecular function (GO): DNA replication origin binding
Source: RefSeq, a predicted model, not a curated record